Bubalus bubalis (water buffalo) is the source of this 2727-nucleotide messenger RNA. It is a transcript of the gene CPNE2, whose product is annotated as copine 2. Gene Ontology annotation, biological process: cellular response to calcium ion. Lineage: Eukaryota; Metazoa; Chordata; Mammalia; Artiodactyla; Bovidae. Gene Ontology annotation, molecular function: calcium-dependent phospholipid binding. The transcript is spliced from 15 exons. Bases 220 to 1545 code for a protein of 441 amino acids. The record is from RefSeq and is a predicted model, not a curated record. Gene Ontology annotation, cellular component: plasma membrane.
CCGGACCGCUAGCGGCUGGGAGCGCACGCGAGCUGGCCAUGGCCGCAGGGGCAGCGCCCUGAGCCCGUCCCGCACCCGCGGGCCCGGCCGAGCAAGGGAGCGCCCUGGGAUGCCCCAGUGGCCCGGAGCGCAGGGAGCGGCAGCCGCGCGGUGACGGGGAGCGGCGCCCGCCGGACCCGCGACUGUGAGGUGCUGCUGCCGCCGCCGCUGCCAGCCCCCAUGGCCUACAUUCCUGGCGGGGGUGCCCCAGCCUCGGGGGCGGCCCCCGUGGGCUCCCAGUACUGCGUGUGCAAGGUGGAGCUGUCGGUCAGUGGCCAGAACCUACUGGACCGGGAUGUCACCUCCAAGUCUGACCCCUUCUGUGUCCUCUUCACAGAGAUGGACGGCAGGUGGAUGGAGUACGACAGGACAGAAACUGCAAUCAACAACCUCAACCCCGCUUUCUCCAAGAAGUUCGUGCUUGACUACCACUUUGAGGAGGUGCAAAAGCUCAAGUUUGCCCUGUUUGACCAGGACAAGUCAAGCAUGCAGCUGGAGGAGCAUGAUUUCCUGGGCCAGUUCUCCUGCAGCCUGGGCACGAUCGUCUCCAGCAAGAAGAUCACUCGGCCUCUGCUGCUGAUGAAUGACAAGCCUGCGGGGAAGGGCUUGAUUACGAUCGCUGCUCAGGAGCUGUCAGAUAACCGGGUCAUCACACUGAGCCUGGCGGGCAGGAAGCUGGACAAGAAGGAUCUCUUUGGGAAGUCGGACCCAUUUCUCGAGUUUUAUAAACCAGGAGAUGACGGCAAGUGGAUGCUGGUCCACAGGACUGAGGUGAUCAAGUACACGCUGGACCCCGUGUGGAAGCCAUUCACCGUGCCCUUGGUGUCCCUGUGUGAUGGGGACAUGGAGAAGCCCAUCCAGGUUAUGUGCUAUGACUACGACAAUGACGGGGGCCACGACUUCAUCGGUGAGUUCCAGACCUCGGUGUCACAGAUGUGUGCGGCUCGUGAUGGUGUCCCGCGGGAGUUUGAGUGUAUCAACCCCAAGAAGCAAAAGAAGAAGAAGAACUAUAAAAACUCAGGGGUCAUUAUCCUGCGUUCCUGCAAGAUAACCCGGGACUACUCCUUCCUGGACUACAUCCUGGGAGGCUGCCAGCUCAUGUUCACCGUUGGGAUAGACUUCACAGCCUCCAAUGGAAACCCCCUCGACCCUUCCUCUUUGCACUAUAUCAACCCCAUGGGCACCAACGAAUAUUUGUCGGCCAUCUGGGCGGUUGGGCAGAUCAUUCAGGACUAUGACAGUGAUAAGAUGUUUCCAGCUCUGGGCUUUGGGGCACAGUUACCCCCAGACUGGAAGGUCUCCCAUGAGUUUGCCAUCAACUUCAACCCCACCAACCCCUUCUGCUCGGGUGUGGACGGCAUCGCCCAGGCAUAUUCGGCUUGCCUGCCCCACAUCCGCUUCUACGGUCCCACCAAUUUCUCUCCUAUCGUCAACCAUGUGGCCCGGUUUGCAGCCCAAGCCACGCAGCAGCAGACAGCCAUGGCAGUGGACGGCUUUGCUGAGUGAGAAGGUGGCCAGAUGCUGACUUGGGCGCUGGCUUGGUUAUGUCCUUUCUACCUCUAUGACCUUGACUAUUCUGGGUCCACAUUGCCUCUCCUAAGACUCAGAAGGGUCAGACGAAAAGGCAAAAGCCCUAAACAGAGACUAUUAAGACCACAAGGGCUUUUCUGUUCAUUUUAUGGAUGGGGAAAACUGAGUCCCCAAAAGGGGCCAGGGGGUGCUAGGCACAGAGCCAAGCUGAAGAGGAGAUCUCAAGCAGCUGGGAGUCCUGGGGCUUCUGCCCAGAGAUCAUCCAGUGAGCUUUCCUGAACUUCAUUUACUCACCCCCAUCUCCACAGUCUGUGCUAUGGCCACCUGUCACUUACACUAAUUAUUAUUCAGUAUUUUUUUCACUUAAUUUUAUAAAGAAACUAUAACCCACUGUAUAGGAAAAUUUAGUUAUAGAGUUAGGAUAGAGAGUAACAAUAGAAAUAAAUACAUCAGGCAGCACAGUGGUGGUAAGGUCUACCUAGAGACUGCUGUCUCUGGAGCGCUUAGGUUCCUGCCUUCUCUCUGCUAACAGGGAGGGUUAGCAAGUGUGACACACUGGCAUGAGACAGACUUCCUCCUGGGUACAGUUUGUAGAAUUCAAAGACCACUGCAAAACCAGUACCCUCCCCACUGUGACUGAUGCUGUGUCUGGGGUGUGCCCAGAGUCUGCUUGUUGCCAGUAGACCCCACACUCCCAGAAGCACUGACCUAGAUGACCUGCUUAGCUCCUACAAGGUCCGCUGUGCUGAUGGGGGAUGACCAGGGUCACAGGUGUUCAUGUGCAGGUACAGCAGAGAAGGGCAGGCUUGUCUCAGAGUCCACAAGCCAGAAGGCAUCUUCCCCAGCAGCCGUGGACCUCGCUCUGCCGGGGUACAGCUGUCAAUUACCAAGCUGCUACCACGUGGCUGGUGUGGUCUCUUUGAGAGGUGUGGGAACUCCCAUUCUGCAGAUGAAGAAACUGAGGCACAGCCAGUUGAGUCAGUGGCCCAGAGUCCCACGGUGUAGCCACUAUCAGAGCCAGGCCUGGAGUCUGGAGCUCUCACUCUCCUGAGCUGGGAAAGGCAGAGGAAGAGAGAAAGCAGUCUGUGCUUCCGGUUGUGAUAGGCCUGAAGGGCCCGAGCGUGAAGGGAGGUGCCUGCGAUCUGGCAGCAGCUCUGG